AUGACUAGUUUCGACAAUCCAGGACUAUUUUAUCAGGAACGCUUUUUUGCUGCAGAGGAAGAUGUUUAUGAUGAAGGGCGUCAAUUAAUUGCUGAACAUAAAGAAACUGUUGAAUUGUUUCGAAAUUUCAUCCGUGAAUACAAUGUUGGUGGAUUUGGUCUUGUUUAUAGGGAUCAGCUAAAACGAAAUUGCAGUCUUGGAAACCACCUUUUAGAAAUAUCAAUAGAUGAUUUGAAAGGUUUUAACGAAGCAUUAUCUAUGAAGCUAUAUCAGUUUCCUACACGACUUCUUAAUUCUCUUGAAGAAGCGGCAAAACUUGUAGCAGAUGAGGUGAUGCAAGGUGUGGAAGAUGCACCUGAGAUUCAUGAUAUUCAAGUGACGCUUCGUUCUGAAAAGCUACCCUCUAGUAUUCGACAACUAAAAAGUACUCAAGUUUCUCAGCUAGUGAAAUUAUCUGGUAUCAUUGUUGCUGCAUCUCAAGUGAAAGCAAAAGCUGUUCGUAUUUCGAUUCAGUGCCGAACUUGUCGUCACAUUGUUAAUAAUCUUGGUUUAAAACCGGGAUUGGAUGGUUUCACAUUACCACGCACUUGUGGGGCCAAUCAAACAGCUCAGUUGCAACGGUGCCCUGUUGAUCCAUAUCAUAUCAUGCCUGAUAAAUGUCAGUGUACCGAUUACCAAACUCUGAAACUUCAGGAGAACCCAGAAGACGUACCACAUGGAGAAAUGCCUCGUCAUAUGCAACUGUACUGUGACCGCCUUUUGACGGAUCGUGUUACACCAGGAAAUCGUGUAACGGUGGUCGGUGUAUAUUCUAUUAAACGAAUGGCACAAAAGCAGGUAAAAGUUAUCAAAGGUAUUCGUGUUUUGGAAUGCUUCCUUUCUAUUUUUAGCACUGAAUUUGAUCUUCAGAAAUCAAUGGAUAGGACAUUGUCAGGUAUUCGAGCACCAUAUAUUCGGGUCCUCGGAAUUCAUGUAGAAACAAGUGGGCCAGGGCGAGUAGAACAGCGACAGUUCACCUCUGAGGAAGAAAAAACAUUCAAGGAUCUAGCAGCGAAGUCAGAUUUAUAUGAUAUAAUCACUCGUAGCAUUGCUCCAUCAAUUUAUGGCGCAGAAGACAUUAAAAAAUCUAUUGCUUGCCUGCUCUUUGGUGGAUCUAGAAAAAGAUUACCUGAUGGAUUAACCCGUCGUGGUGACAUCAAUAUUCUAUUACUAGGAGAUCCCGGAACUGCAAAAAGUCAGCUUCUGAAAUUUGUAGAAAAGGUUGCACCAAUUGCUGUGUAUACGUCAGGCAAAGGUAGCAGUGCUGCCGGUUUGACAGCAUCUGUAAAUCGCGACCCUCAAUCGCGGUCGUUUAUAAUGGAAGGAGGAGCGAUGGUACUUGCCGAUGGUGGGAUUGUUUGUAUCGAUGAAUUUGACAAAAUGCGAGAAGAUGAUCGAGUGGCAAUCCAUGAAGCAAUGGAACAGCAAACAAUCAGCAUUGCUAAGGCGGGGAUUACAACAACACUUAACGCACGCUGUUCCGUUCUGGCAGCCGCUAACUCAGUAUACGGUCGAUGGGAUGAUUCGAAGGGAGAUGAGAAUAUCGACUUUAUGCCAACAAUAUUAUCGCGAUUCGAUAUGAUCUACAUCGUCAAAGAUACUCACGAUGUUAUACGUGAUGCGACAUUAGCCAAGCAUGUUAUAUCAGUACACGUCAACGCUUCCACUAAUCUUCCACAAGAACACAUGGUUGAAGGAGAGUUAUCUUUGGAAUUGUUGAAAAAAUAUAUCGCAUACUGUCGGGCAACAUGUGCGCCACGACUCUCAGUUACAGCAAGUAAAAAACUCAUCCAUAAUUAUGUUCGACUUCGCAAUCCUGUUAUGGAUGGAAAUCAGAAACAUUUGCCAUCUACUCGCUCUGCUAUCCCAAUUACAGUGCGACAGCUGGAAGCAGUAAUACGGAUAGGAGAAUCUUUGGCGAAAAUGGAAUUACUUCCAUUUGCUGGGGAACGUCAUAUUGAUGAAGCACUUCGUUUGUUCCGAGUUUCGACCAUCGAAGCAGCUGCAUCUGGGAAUUUAAUUGGUAUUGAAGGAUUUUCUAGUGCUGAAGAUCAGGAAUCAUUUAGUCGCAUAGAACGUCAAUUAAAAAAACGAUUUUCGUUAGGAACACAUGUAUCAGAAUAUCUUAUUGUACAAGAUUUUGUUCGACAAAAUUAUUCAGAAUUACUUGUUAAGAAGGUUAUUCAGUCAUGCAUUCGGCGUGGUGAACUUCAGUACCGCAUGCAGAGAAAAAUGUUAUAUCGUGUCAAGUAA
Messenger RNA from Thelazia callipaeda (thelaziosis nematode), 2292 nucleotides. NCBI's taxonomy places the organism in Eukaryota, Metazoa, Nematoda, Chromadorea, Rhabditida, Thelaziidae. The record is from the annotation of a GenBank genome assembly.